UCUAAUUGUAUGUCUGUCUGGGAAUAAUCCUGUGGGAGCGAGUGGAUGCACACACAAGAUGCAGCAGCAGCUAAGGGGGACUGGGGGAAACAACACUGCGGUCACAGACUUCAAGUUUGUCCGCCGCACAGCAUCAACAAGGGCCAGGACAUAUCGGGGUUUUCUGCCCACCUUCGUACUUGGUGCCGUCGAACUGCUCCGUGAGACCAGGAUCCACGCACAGCAGCAGCAGCAGCAGCAGCAGCAGCAGCAGCAGCUGUAGCUGCACAGCAAGUGAAGUUCAAUCUGUCGUACUUGCCCUGCCCUCCCAAGAUCGAAGGUCAAGCGACGCGUGGAUCCAUCACAAUCAUGACGUGGCCGCAGGACGAACGCCGUGCGGGCAGCAGGUGCAACAGCGAGCAGUGCAUGGAAAGGACGGUAGGAGAAGAGCACUGCCGGGUGUGCCAGCAGCAGCUCGAGCAGCAAGCGUACCAUGAGGAAGAACGGCAGUACCAGCAGCUCCUGGAGCAGCAGUACCACAGCAGCCUAUCACGGCAGCAGCGGCAGUACCAGCACCAGCACCAGCAGGAGCUGCUACGACGCCAUCACCAGCAGCACCAGCAGCACCAGCAGCAUCAGAUGAUGAUGAUGAUGGCGAUGAACGGUGAUAGAAGCGGGGACCACUGCGAAAACUUUGACGACGAGAACAACGACAACGACAACGACAACGACGGCACGUGCGGCGACCGAUAUUGCACCUUCUGCUCCGGCAGGGAGCAUGGCCAGAGGAACUACAGCACCUCAUGUCAGCUGGACGGAGACGAAGAUGACAGAGGGGGCCCCGGAGCAUCAUUAGGCGGCGUGUCUUCCAGCGUGUGCACGGCGUCUACGGGUACCAUGUCCUGGUACACACAAAAUAGAGGUUACUACCAAGAGGGUCAAGUCUUGAGCGAGGGGGAGGAGCAGGAGGAGGAGGUGGUUCGGGAGGGUGGGCUUGGGCGUGGCGAGGGCGAGUACGACGACAACGACGUCGAGAUGGCCAGGCGUCUCUUGUGCGCGGCGCUAGGGUCUUAA
Ectocarpus siliculosus is the source of this 1053-nucleotide messenger RNA. Lineage: Eukaryota; Phaeophyceae; Ectocarpales; Ectocarpaceae. The record is from the annotation of a GenBank genome assembly.